Messenger RNA from Hevea brasiliensis (rubber tree), 1362 nucleotides. Its product is annotated as trihelix transcription factor GT-3b. The transcript has 2 exons. The record is from RefSeq and is a predicted model, not a curated record. Bases 341 to 1132 code for a protein of 263 amino acids. NCBI's taxonomy places the organism in Eukaryota, Viridiplantae, Streptophyta, Magnoliopsida, Malpighiales, Euphorbiaceae.
GAGAGAGAUUGAGAGAGAGAGAGAGAGCUGUUUGAUUUCGUUUUCUACAUCUGAACGAAUGGCGAAAACUCUACCUUUGACACCUAAACUAAAGAAGGGGGAAAAAAAUAUAUUCAUUUUCAUUCUUGGCUUUUUCCUUCAUUCAUCUUGACGAUUCACACUUCCUUUUCUGUUCACACCAACUUCAUAUAAAUCUUUCCUCUUCUUUCUCUUCCCAUCUUUUUCCUUUCAAUAUCUGACUUUUUAAUUUGGUGGGUGCAAAUAGAUCGAUCUUGUUCUUGCGUGCCUUGUCUCAAUUAUUUUGUUUCUGCGUGUGUGUGUGUUUAUCUUUGUGUGUGUAAUGGAAAGGCAUCAUCAUCAGCAUCAAGUCAGUGUUAACGUUGAUACUGAUAGGUUUCCUCAAUGGAGCAUUCAAGAAACGAAGCAUUUCUUGAUGAUUCGAGCAGAACUAGAUCGAACUUUCAUGGAGACCAAAAGAAACAAGCUUCUUUGGCAAGUGAUCUCUAACAAAAUGAAAGAAAAGGGCUUUCAUCGCAGUGCAGAACAGUGCAAGUGCAAGUGGAAAAACCUCGUUACUCGUUACAAGGGAUGUGAAACGAUGGAACCUGAAUCUUUGAGACAACAAUUCCCAUUUUAUAGUGAGUUGCAAGCGAUUUUCGCAGCAAGGAUGCAAAGAAUGUUAUGGGCUGAAGCAGAAGGAGCAGCAGGCGGGUCUAAAAAGAAAGCGGUGCAUCUAUCUUCCGAUGAGGAAGAAGAUAACGAAGAAAGUGAGGGAGAGAAGGGAAGCAUAAGAAAGAAGAAAAAGGGGAAAAGCACUAAGAAAAACAGCGGCGGCGGUAGCGGCAGUGGACAUAGUAAUAACAUAAGGGAGGUUUUGGAGGAUUUCAUGAAGCAACAGAUGCAAAUGGAAAUGCAAUGGAGAGAAGCGUUUGAAGCUCGGGAGAAUGAGAGAAGGAUGAAGGAGAUGGAGUGGAGACAGACGAUGGAAGCAUUAGAGAAUGAGAGGAUAAUGAUGGACAGGACGUGGAGAGAGCGAGAAGAACAAAGAAGAAUGAGAGAAGAAGCUAGGGCAGAGAAGAAGGACGCACUAAUCACAGCACUUCUAAACAAGCUUAGAAGAGAAGAAAUUUAAAUCAAGCAUUUAAUGUGUUUUUCUUGUUUUGAAGAAGAAGAAGAAGAAGAAGGAAAGCUUUGAGAGAGGAGAGAGAGGUUUGUCCCUGAAACUCUCAUUUUGGAGAUGUUAUUGUUCUUUAGAUAUGUGCUUUCCACUCCAUUAUCAUCUCUCUCCCUUCUCUUUGCCCACUUUGUGGCUACUUUUGCUCAGUAGGAUCAAUUAAAAAGCUUCAAAUCUCUCUUACAAUA